UCCCUGUCACGUGACAGAGGGCCGCCUGUGGUUGGUGAUGUGACAGUGCUGCUAGCACUCGUUAGCUAAGUUUGUUGACUUUCGCAGUUACUCGCGCCUCCUGACCGUUGGGAGAAAAGCUAGCAAAAAUGGACAACAGCGGGAAAGAAAAAGAAGCCGCGGCUUUAAUGGCGGAGGCGGAGAAGAAGUUAAAGUCUUCCCAGUCGUUUUUCGGCUCGAUGUUUGGCGGUUCCUCUAAGUUGGAAGAGGCCUGUGACAUGUAUGUGAGAGCAGCCAACAUGUACAAGAUGGCGAAGAACUGGUGUGGUAAGAAGGCCGACCUCUUCUCCUUCUCCUCCUCAUUCACGGCUGUAUUUAUGAUCACUGUUAUAACACCAAACCAUCUGCUCUCAGCUGCAGGAAAUGCGUUUUCCAAAGCUGCUCAUCUUCACCUGCAGAUGCAGAGCAAACACGAUGCAGCCACCAACCUGAUAGACGCUGGAAACGCCUUCAAAAAGGCAGAUCCACAAGAGGCUAUCAACUGCUUAAACCGAGCCAUCGAGAUUUACACAGAUAUGGGUCGUUUCACCAUCGCAGCGAAGCAUCACAUAUCCAUCGCAGAGAUUUACGAGACAGAGUUGGUGGACAUCGACAAGGCCAUUGCUCAUUUUGAACAAGCAGCAGAUUAUUAUAAAGGUGAAGAAUCCACCAGUUCUGCAAACAAGUGCCUUCUUAAAGUUGCGACCUAUGCAGCCCAGCUGGAGCAGUACCAGAAAGCGAUAGAGAUCUAUGAACAGGUUGGAACUCACGCGAUGGACAGUACGCUCCUGAAAUACAGCGCCAAGGAUCACUUCUUCAAGGCGGCGCUGUGUCACUUCUGUGUAGAUAUGCUAAACGCAAAGCUUGCCGUGCAGAAGUAUGAAGAAAUGUUUCCAGCGUUUUCAGACUCCAGAGAGUGCAAGCUGUUGAAGAAACUUCUAGAUGCAUAUGAAGAACAGAACGUGGACGGCUACACUGACGCGGUGAAGGAAUAUGACACCAUUUCCCGUCUGGACCAGUGGCUCACUACCAUGCUGCUACGCAUCAAGAAGACCAUACAGGACGACGAGAACGACCUCCGCUGACCUCACCAGCCGCCUCACAUCCUUCGAUUCCCGCUGCAUUCAUCGUUUUAUGUACUCUCUAUUUUCUGCCGUCUGCAUUAUGUCUUUGUUGCCUUUUAUUCCACUCAGAACAAGUCUUUAUAUCAUGCGUGUGAACACUAUCUCGCUGGCUGCGCUCGGCACCCGGUAUUAGUUUUACGUUCGGCAUUUUGGCCACAACAUUCAUGAUUGGGAUGCAAUAAUACCAGCAGACUUGAGUGAUGAAGAUUAAAACUUUAUUUCCGCUGUCGUGUGAUGAGUGAGAGAUCGCGGAUAACGGUGUGAUUGAAAUGUCCAGAAUAAACUAAACGAACUGAAACGCGAGUUCUGCCUGCAGCGGUAACAUUUGGAGUUUUAUUUUUCUUAGAUCAGGGCAUUUCUAAUUAAAAAGCGAGUCUGAGUUGUAACCCUCCUCUGCCUUAAGCUGCUCUCAGGAUGUGCACAGCAGGACGCUUCCAAAGGGCUGGGCGAUAAUUUUAGACAUUAAUCACACUUUUUCUUGUUUUUGAACUUUUUUUUUUUUUUUUUUGCACAAUCCGUUUCUUUUCCCACCAAUUCUCAUUUUGUAGUUUAGAGCGUUGCACCAAGAACCACCGUCUUGUUUUACAGCUCCUAUUUAUUUGGACAUUGAAUUCAGGUCAACAUUUAACGGUCAGGUUGAGGAUAAAGCCGUAAUAUUAGUAAAACGAAGAAGCAAUUUUUACGAACUCCAAAGCUAAAAACAAAAAACAAUCUAUCCAAGUGUUUUUCUUGUGUAAUUUUAAGAAAUUUUUCUGACUAAAUUUCAUUUUUAUUCGGCUAAUAUUAUGACUACGUUAUUGUAAUUAAACAAAACGUCUCAGUCUGGCCCUAAUCUCGCGCUGACUGGAGUAAAAGAUAUUUUCAGUCUUUUUUUUUUUUUUUUUUUUGAAAAAAAGAGAUUUUAAAAAUUAUUAAAAUUGAAUCUGGUAUGAAAAAAAUCUGACUAUCCUCAUAAUUAAAUAUCCACAUGACAUUCUUCUUGUAAUUAAUUUUAAAAUCUUGCAGCUUCCCCCCUAAUAUUGAACUUAAAGAAAGGAUGAAUUAAUUAAAGUCACCUUUUGAAAAUAUUUUCUGUCAUUUGUAAAAAAAUUUUUUUUAACAAAAUCGAUUAAAGAAACUAUUAAAGUUGGAUAAAAUCUCCCAAUUAUGUUUAUACUUUCAUAAUUAAAUAUCUAAACGACUACAUAUUUGGAAUUAAAUAAAAAUUCUUGAGGCCAGGUUACAAUAGUUUGUUGCACAAUUGAAAUAAAAGCCACUUUUUAAAAUAUUUUCUGUCAUUUGUAAUUUCUGUUUUUAAGGGGAAAAAAUUAACAUCAGAUUGAGUAUGAAAAAACAAAACUUAAGUAAACAUAUUCUCAUAAAUAACUUAAAAUUCUUGCAGUUUUCCCCUAAUUUUCUGUCGUACAACUUAAAGAAGGGAUGACUGAAAUAAAAGCAAAAUAUUUUCUGUCAUUUGUAAUUUCUUUACAAAAGAUAGCAAUUAAAAUCAGACUUUAUUUUGAAACGUUAUCGCCCAGCCCUUAUUAGCGGUGACUUUGCGUAUUUGCUCCCAUUUAAAGUCAUUUUAUUCCUGAAAAGAUCUUGACCUUUGUGAUCAUUUGCAUGGCUUGGAAUGAAAGGGGGGUUUAUUGGUUUAGCAGAAUGGUUUGUAUUUUUGUAAGCAGGCUGAUUAAAUUGUGUUUGACAGCCUGAUGGAGAUGCAAUACAUUUAAAAAAAAGAAAAAGCUUUAUGGAUCGGGACACUGUGCUCACAUCUCCUCCCAAUGAUCCUGUGAAACGUUUGGUCUUGAGCGUUGUUUGUGAUGUCUUGUUGAAUAAACCUGAGUGGACCUGCA
This is a messenger RNA of Xiphophorus maculatus (southern platyfish), 2977 nucleotides long. It is a transcript of the gene napab, whose product is annotated as NSF attachment protein alpha. The record is from RefSeq and is a predicted model, not a curated record. NCBI's taxonomy places the organism in Eukaryota, Metazoa, Chordata, Actinopteri, Cyprinodontiformes, Poeciliidae. Gene Ontology annotation, molecular function: syntaxin binding; soluble NSF attachment protein activity. Gene Ontology annotation, biological process: intracellular protein transport; regulation of synaptic vesicle priming; SNARE complex disassembly. Gene Ontology annotation, cellular component: terminal bouton; vacuolar membrane; synaptobrevin 2-SNAP-25-syntaxin-1a complex. The transcript is spliced from 10 exons. Bases 129 to 1103 code for a protein of 324 amino acids.